AAUUUCUUUUAAUCCCCUUCGAAAUCCCCAAUUCUCGAUCUCGUCGUUCUCUCCUGUCACCGGCACAGAAUUGCGUUCUACUUCGUUGCAUUGGAAUGGAAUCAAAGAUAACGAGCGCGUCGACUCCAACAAAGCCUUCCUUCUGCUUGAAAUGGCCAUGGGAUUCAAACAAACAACAGAAAUCUCAAAGCGUCUGCGACUUCCAAGGACCGUGGCUUUUCAGAUCUAUGCAAAGUGUUGGUUCAAUUGCUCUCAGCUCCUUGAACUCAUUCGGUUUUGGUCAUGGGGUCACUGGACCAAAGAAGAAGCCACUAAGUGGAUUUGAGCAAGGAGAAGCAGAGCAGAGGGCUUUUGCAGCUGCGUUAGCGAGCGAGAAAGUGGCUACAGUACUUGAAUUCUACUCACCCAAAUGCAGACUCUGCAAUUCUCUGCUCAACUUUGUCUUGGAGGUAGAGAAAAGGAACUCAAAUUGGCUCAGCAUUACUAUGGCAGAUGCAGAGAAUGAGAAAUGGUUUCCUGAGCUUCUCCACUAUGACAUAAAGUAUGUUCCUUGCUUUGUUUUGCUGGACAAGAACGGACAAGCGUUGGCCAAAACAGGAGUUCCAAGUAGUCGUGCACAUGUCAUCGCCGGUAUCUCUCAUCUUCUCAAGAUGAAGCGACCACCCUCUGCGUAGUUUGAGACCAUGGCUUUGAUUCUAGCGUUCACUUGUUGGAAUGUAAAACAUGUUAUGUAUAAAAAAAAGUAAAAAACUGAGAAUCUAAUUAUUUUUAUCGUUAUUUUGCUAAAACGUGUUUUUUCCCAAGUUUUCGUUAACCAUAAUUUAUUGUAGUUUACUAAAACC
This is a messenger RNA of Eutrema salsugineum, 842 nucleotides long. Its product is annotated as thiol:disulfide interchange protein TxlA homolog. Gene Ontology annotation, biological process: cell redox homeostasis. NCBI's taxonomy places the organism in Eukaryota, Viridiplantae, Streptophyta, Magnoliopsida, Brassicales, Brassicaceae. The record is from RefSeq and is a predicted model, not a curated record. The transcript has 2 exons. Bases 96 to 674 code for a protein of 192 amino acids.